Galleria mellonella (greater wax moth) is the source of this 2751-nucleotide messenger RNA. RefSeq names its product sarcoplasmic calcium-binding protein (gene CBP). Gene Ontology annotation, cellular component: uniplex complex. NCBI's taxonomy places the organism in Eukaryota, Metazoa, Arthropoda, Insecta, Lepidoptera, Pyralidae. Gene Ontology annotation, biological process: mitochondrial calcium ion homeostasis; calcium import into the mitochondrion. Gene Ontology annotation, molecular function: calcium ion binding. The coding region runs from base 171 to 1007 and encodes 278 amino acids. The transcript has 6 exons. The record is from RefSeq and is a predicted model, not a curated record.
CUUUCGAAAUUCGAACAGUCGUGGUUGUAUCGUUGCAUUUAAUGGUUCUUUCGUUCGUUUGUAAAAUGCACAGGUGUUUAUAGUUCAAUAAGCGGGAGUUUACGUGUAGAAACUAUAUGAACAAUUGUUUGUUUAAGUGACAUUUAUUUAAUAAUUUCUAGUUGCUAAAGAUGGCGAUCACGCUUGUGAGAUUGGGAAUUCGUUCCAUUAGUUUGAAUUUGGAAAGGAGUGCCGCCCUUGUAUCAACCAGUACUCAUAAUCAAGUGAAGUUACUCCACACAAAACCAGUCUGCAAUGGGAGCGUGUGCUUCCUGCAGGAGAAGCAACGGGAGUGUGAUUUGACGGAGCAGAUGUCCAGCCUGAGGAGGAGCUACAGCAAGCAGCAUGGAAGGCCCGAGGAGAACAGGAGGAAACAGCAGUCCGACAGCGAAUCGGACUCCGAUUCUGACACUGAGUGCAAGGGUUUUGAUAGGUCGGAGUUCUGGAGGCGCAAGAUGCGCACCGUCCACAACAUUCUGGACAUAGACAAGGACGGACUGAUCUCAUUCAAUGAUUUCGCCUUAUUUGCCGAGAGGUUCAAGUCACUUGGCCACCUUGACGAGCAGCAGGCGAAAGAGUUCUCAGAUAUUAUUAAGCUAACAUGGGAGGAGCAAUGGGGUGCGGUGGACCCGUACAACUUUGUGACGGUGGAACAGUAUUUGGAAGACAUGCAUCAUGUGCUCAAUGACAAGACGUUGAAGAAGAAGGCGCACCGCUGGUUGCCCUAUCUAUUUAAGGCCGUAGAUAAAGACAAGUCGGGCUUCAUAUCUGUGAAGGAGUUCAAACUGUUCUUCGAGUGCUUGGGAUUGGACAAUGAGCAUGCAGCUGUUGCCUUCGCGGUCAUCGACACCAAUGGGGAUGGCAAACUAUCAAUGAAAGAGUUCGUGAAACUGGGCAAGGACUUUUUCUUUACGGAAGACGAAGCAAAAGUGUCAAAAAUGUUCUGGGGACCAUUGAUUGAAGUUUGAGAACUGUUUUAAUUAAUUUAAGCUAACGUGACUGCUCGAAAAAUUUUAAAUGACACACAAUAAAUAGAAGUAGAUAUCCGAUUUAUGUAUGCACUAGAGGGAGACUUUGUACAAAAGUCGUUUGCAUGGGCAUCUCUGUUUUACCCGUUGCUAAUGUGAAGCAGCUUGCAUGGUUGAUUUGAAGAGAGGGAUAUGGCAGUGAAUUUAGAAGGUACGGAGGCUAAACACUAUAGUUUUCAGGAAUGGCAACGCAUGAGGGGUACCCUGGGCAUCAUGGCGUAUUCUAUAGUAUACAUGGUACUGUUCAUAUCUAUAGAAUAGAAUAGAAAAUAUUUUAUGCCAGAAAAACAAAUAGUUAUAACAGAAAAUACAAUAAUAUUAUAUAUAAGAAGUCUCGUAUUAGGCAGAAGGAACUGGCCCAGCUGACGCUGUGAGUGUCCCAGUGCAAUGUGUACAGCUGCACAGAGCUGGUUUCAGUCAGUCCCUCUCUUAACAAAAUACAACUAAAAUACAAACGGGUACAACUGCAGUUGCAUGUUACAAGAAUGUGCCCUUUAUGUGAAUAAAAUAUAUAGGCGACGGUUACCACUUUCCAUCAGGCAACUGUCAGUUUGUUUGUCAUUUUAUAUGAUAAAAAAAUGAUGUUUAUAAAUUUGUUUUUUUUUUUUUUCAUUUGAAAUGAUUAUCUUCAUAUAUAAGUAUUUAUAACUAUUGAAUUUAAAUAUUUACCAAGUUUCAGUUUGCGAUAAGUUUAUAAUAAAUCAUAAACAUCUAGAUGCUGUAAUUAGAAAUCCAUCGACAAAACGAUUCAACUUUAUUUAAAAAUGGCGCACUUUUCGACAAGUAUAAAAGUUAUACUUUCAUAACACAAAAUGUCAUUAUUUAUAUUUAUUUCAUUAUAAAUAUUAUACACUCAGAUUUUCGUACAAUAUGAAUAAAACGCGUCAAUCGACUUUUGGUUGACUGUUUUUGAUAGACACUCCAUCUAGAGGUAUAUGAUCUUUUAUUUUUUAAUUUAUGACUCAACUUAGAAUACGCCAAAUGUUAGUUUUAUCAUAAGGUACCUACCUAUGUAUAAGCAUAUGAUAGCGAAAAUGUAUCUAUCGAUAGUUUUGUUUAUCACUUGUCUAGAUUCAAAGAUAAAAUAAUUAUGUUCCAUAAACUAAAAUUAACAUUAAAAAAAUAAUAAAAAACAAUGUAUUUUUAUAAGAUAAUCAUUUUAUGGUGAAACAAUUAUUAUUACCCGGUGCAAUUAAGAGCUAUAUUUUUUUUAUUGUAUAAGCUCGUAUUUUUACUCUUAUUUUGUAGUGUCAUAGAGAAUUAAAAAGACGGAAUAAACUUAAAAAAAAAUUAGAGUAUUAGUUUUAAUGAAAAUUAUACUGUUUUUUGCAGUAUGAAACAAUGGUACGGAAUAUUUACAGUGUCUGUUUAUAGGCCUCGUUGAAGUAAACAUACAGUGUUGCCAAUUUGAUAAAAGAUUUUCGGGUCAAGUAGAGUUGAAAAAAGCUACAUUAAUAAAACAAUUGUAAAAUAUCUUAAAUUUUUAUACACCAAACAAUAACAAAUUAUUAAAAAAAAAAAAUACUAAGAAUAAUAAUAAUUUUUUGUCAUCAACUUUUAUGGAAGCUAAGAUAUUUUCAAUUGUAUUAUAUUUUUAAAAAUAUUUAAAAGUGUUCUUGAGUAAUGGUAGCCGCUUUCUAUCAGUUAGACCGUCUGUUCGUUUGCCUUCCUAACAAUAAAAAAA